GUCGUCUCUGAUUUGCAGGACAUCUGUACAGGGUCUGAUGUCAACCAAGGUCAACCCCCGCCGCUAGAUCUGCAAGUACCGGUACAAGUGGCUGCCGCUGUGCGCAAACUAGUGGUACAUCUGCAAUUAAAUUAUUUUACAAAUGCACUGAGUCUCACUCUGUCUGUCAUAAAGAUAGGUAGUGGGUAUUCUUGUGCCAAAGACUUGGAAGAGAUCAUGUGUGUGGGACCAGGUGCUCAGUGUGGUUUACUGUCAGUACACGGAGUCGGUACAUACCGACAAUGACAUACACUGAUACAGCGGUACUUGCCAAGCUAGGCAAGAGAGUGAGCUGGGAGUCGUUGGUACGGAUGUGGGUCGGGUGACUGACUCACUAACCAGUUACCUGGCAGUUCUUGCCAAUCUUGGUCCGAAGCUCUCGCAAAACGUAUUGUCGUCGCCGGUCAUGUCGAUAUGUCAGCCUCGGACUGGAGUAAAAGUUGUGCAUGCAUCAUGACAGUGUGUCGCCAUGUGCACUUGAAAUGUUGCCUGGCCUGCUUCUUCACUCAACUAACUUACUUUUUACAGUAACGUCAGAGUUCAACAGCAGCUGCGCAUGUAGGCUCAAGCAUCCAAUCUCAAGUUAGUGUGCAGUCUAGAGAGACGGAGCUGGAGAGGUAACACAAGCCCUGGACAAGGUCUUCAAGUCUAACAAAGCUCUUCGUUGUGUCUGGAAAACGGUAUGCUUCGCUGGCCGCGUUCAGUUUUCGGAGAUCAGCGCGGAAAACCGCCUUUUGCUUCUUGUGACUGAACAGUGAUUUGCCGCUACACAGCAGCUGAUUGUGCACACCUGUGUGCGGGCAACUGGCGAAGCGAGACGGUAUGAGUGACGGACUAGACGUAUCGACGCUCUCUCUCCGCGAUGUCGGUAUCGGCAGUGGUGGCCCAGAACCAGAUCUGGAGGCCAUCCUCAACGUGCCCGUCAGAAACCCGGCUAGCCAACUGGCACCAUUGAAGAAGGCGCCACCCCCUGACAAACUGCCCGUUGCAAGCCUCUUCGACACUGGCAAACCAGGCUCUGGCAACAAGAAUUUCAAGGUAGCUGUCCGCGUACGGCCCUUGAUCGAACGAGAAAGGGUGUCGGACAGAGGAACGCGACUCACAGUAUCAUUCGAUUCGAACACAAGCCUCACCAUUCGUCAACCGUCCUCUGGCUGGGACGAAGAUGACGACGAAGCACCGACCAGCUUCACAACAUCAGCUGCAGCUGCCACCACUGCCAACCAGCAUUCCUUCAGCUUCGAUAAAAUCUACGAUCCAUCAGUGGGUCAGGAGGAGCUGUACACGAGCGGUGUGGCUCCGGUAGUGGAUAGCAUUCUGGAAGGUUACAAUGGCAGUAUAAUCUGUUAUGGACAGACAGGUACAGGCAAGACUCACACCGUGGAAGGAGGUAAAGGUGAUCAGAAGGGUAUUAUUCCCCGUGCUAGCGAUCAGAUCUUCAGUCAUAUCGAGAACAAGGCCGAUGCUCACAGUCGCUAUUUGGUUAGAGUGUCAUUCCUUCAGAUCUACAACGAAAAGCUCAUAGAUCUGCUCCAUUCGACCAAGCGCAAGGGUGCCGCUAGCAUAGGUCCAGCCAUUGACAAGGCGUUGAAGAUUCGUCGCACCGCGGCUGGCGGCAUAUUUGUGCAAGGUCUAAGUGAGCACGUGGUAAGAACACCAUCGGAUGUUGCCAACCUCUUGGUACAGGGUGGUGCUAUGAGAACGACAGCGCAGACCAACAUGAAUGUAGCAUCAAGUCGCAGUCAUGCCGUCUUCAGUAUCAUUGUGGAGCGAGCACACAUGGAUGCAUCCAAGAAAGGCAGCAAUUCGGUUACGAUUGGGAAGCUGAAUUUGGUGGAUUUGGCUGGUUCAGAGCGCCUGAAGACAACUGGUGUGACAGGCGUGCGCCUCGAGGAGACAAAGAAUAUCAAUUCGUCCCUGUCCGCUUUCGGCAAGGUCAUCCUAGCUCUGACAACGCAGAGCCGCAAGCAUGUGCCGUAUCGUGAUUCUCAGCUAACCCAGUUGCUCCAGGACUCGUUAGGUGGCAACUGCAAAACCACUCUGAUUACGACUAUCACACCUGCAUCAUCGUCGUACUCCGAAUCAGUCAACACUCUGAACUUUGCAAACAGGGCAAAGAAGGUGAAGAAUUAUGCCAUGGUCAAUCAGGACAUGACCGAUCAAGCUCUGCUUUCCAAGUAUGAGAAAGAGAUCAAGCGUCUUCAGAGAGCUCUCCAAGAGCAAAGGGAAGGUGGGCAGCUUGUAGAUCGCAGCGAGCUGGAGCGUGUUGAAAGCAAAUGGGCUGAGGUGUUCCGCGAGAAGGAGGCUGUUAUGAGUGAGCUGGAGAAGCGCGAGCAGGAGGUUGAGAAGUAUGCAAAUGAAAAGAAGUCCUUGGAAGAGAGGAUCAGUGCACUGGAAGGCAUGCUGGUGGUGGGUGGCACUCAUGCUGCGGACGCUUCACGUGCAGAGGACACCGAGGAGUUUCAAGUUGCCGUGCGCAAGAAGCAAGAAGAGCUUCAUAAAGAGUACAUCCAGAAAGUGCAGAGUGUAGAGCAAGAACGUCAGGAACUUGCCAGAGCGCGGGAGCUUCUCGCUAAGAAACAGGAGGAGAUCGACCGUGAACGUGAGCAGAUGGCAAGUAGGACAUCGGCAACUGUGGGUGAAGUUGCUGGUGACUACAGAGAUGACAUGUCCGAAGGAGUGGUAUUUGAUCGGACUGAUGGUGGUCGACAACAGCAGUGGGCCACUCGCCGCCAGUCCUCUGGCGUCCUGCACAACACCUGGGUUUCAAAUAAACCCGAGCCCAUUAGUCCGACCAGAUUUGAGCUGGACGACUACAUCCGUGCCCUGCGACAUCCUGAGACCGGUAUUCGCCUGUGCAUUCAUGCAACGCAUGGCCCCUGUUUCUCUGGAGCUGACGCUGCAAUGUGGUUCACUCACCACAUGCAAGGAGUUGACACGAUUGAGGCUGCCGAGGAAAUUGGCAAUCGUUUCAUCAAGCUGCGUGUUAUUGCAAGUACGGAGCAGUCUCUGGGCUUUCAGGCUGCUGAUCACUGUUUCUACACAUUCACGCCGGAGACCGAUGAUGCCACUAUGCCGCCACAUUCACCUGAGCCACGACCAUCCAGUGAGCUGUCUCAUUACUCUGCCAGCAGUGAUGCUGCACUAACAUCACGACCGCAGACGUCUGCAAGUGGUGCCUUCUCCACCGAUGGCUUCUCAUACCCAGUUGCAGCAUCUCCGCAGCGCGAAUCUCCGGAUGGCAUGUUGGAAGAAGAUGCUGGCAGCAAUGCGCUACACGCAGCUGCUGCAAAGGGAGACCGAUCAGCUGUAAAGCAGCUAAUACCGGCGUAUGGCAUCGAGUGUACUGACCACAGUGGGCGUACUCCGCUCAUGUAUGCUGUAAUUGGGAAUAAGCAGAAGAUAUGCGAGCUGCUGAUCCGCUGUGGUGCCAACCUCUUCGCUGAUGACAACAACGGUCGGACGCCACUCCUGUGUGCCGCCUACUAUGGCAAUGCUGACUGCAUGCGAGUGCUCCUGGGCCAGAAAGCAUCUACCCAGGUACUACUCCGUAGCACUGAUAUUGCUGGUCGCUCUGCACUUCACUGGAGCACCAAGGCAGCAACAACUGCUGGUCUUCAACUGCUUGCCAAGCACUGUAGUUCUCAGGUCAUCAAUGCCUACGACGAUGACAAGACCACUGCGCUGCACUGGGCUGUGCUCUUCAGACGCCCGCAGCACUUGCAGAUCCUUCUGAAGACGAUGCUAGCUGACGCUAGCCUGCCUGAUGCGGACGGCCGGACGUGCUUGCAUUAUGCUGUCAGCACCAACCAAUUGGAUUGUGCCAAGUUCAUUACGGAACAGUGGCCCGGAAUCCUCAACCAGAAGGACAAGCGCGGCCGCACCGCAUUGCAUGUGGCUGUAUCAUCAGAGGGAACUCCGGACAUGCUCCAGCACAUCCUGUCGUGCAGCGAGUGUGAUGUUAAUGCCACGGAUGCACGCAAGACUACUCCUCUGCAUUGGGCGGCGGUUAGCAAUCGUCCAGAUGUGGCAAUGGCCUUACUUAAUCAUGGGGCCAAGGUGAUGAUGAGAGAUUCGUUUAGCAUGACACCGUUGCACUACUCUAUCCAGAAGGGCCACGGAGACGUGACCAAGUUACUACAGCACUACGGAAGCAACAAGCAGAAGGCUGCCAGUGACCCUAUCACAAGUGUCGCUGCGUCGGGUAGCACGCAACCCGGAUCUCCUGGUGGCGGUGGUCGAGCAAUGUCGAAAAGCAGAAGCGUACUGCUGACUGCAUCGGCCGAUCAUCUUCUAAGCAGCCAAUCGGUUCUUGCAGUACCAGAGAGCAGCCGUCAGGCGCAGUCCACCAGUCCAACGACAAGACCAAACGGCAUCCUGGUAAACCGCCGCCGCUCCUCCGGAGCACAUCUGCUCUCCAGCCAGAUGUCACAGUGGCGAGAGCGCAGAGCGUCACCAGAUGUCCGUGGUGUCCAGGAUCCAAUGUAGACAUUGUGCCAAAACAUACAUGUAGGUCAGGUAACUUAUUUGUUGUCAACUGAGUGAUGGCUGUGGUUGAGUUUGCAACUUUAGUUUUUGAUGCACGACCCACCAGAAUGCACGACCCACCAGAAUGAACUUGAUAGGCUUGUGAUUACAUGUACUUUGAAGUGUUAUACCUGUUGAGUAACUUUUCCUUUCGAAUACGAAACAAUUCAAACCCCUCCUCACACAAGGCGCAUGUAUUGUACUUGAACUGACUGAACCUUUAUCAUUAUAAUUAUUAUUAUUGGAACUGAAGCUUCACAUUCUUUGCUCUACGCACCAAACGAGUCGCCCAUUGUGAAUGUACAAGUAGAGCUUUGAACUCGCAACUUGCGUCUAUCCUCUUCUUAAAUGAUCAGGCUACAUUCA
This is a messenger RNA of Sycon ciliatum, 4932 nucleotides long. RefSeq lists its product as uncharacterized. Gene Ontology annotation, molecular function: microtubule motor activity; ATP binding; microtubule binding. Lineage: Eukaryota; Metazoa; Porifera; Calcarea; Leucosolenida; Sycettidae. Gene Ontology annotation, biological process: intracellular signal transduction; microtubule-based movement; mitotic cell cycle. The transcript has 5 exons. The record is from RefSeq and is a predicted model, not a curated record. Bases 862 to 4527 code for a protein of 1221 amino acids. Gene Ontology annotation, cellular component: microtubule.